This is a messenger RNA of Bactrocera oleae (olive fruit fly), 1651 nucleotides long. Its product is annotated as ubiquitin-conjugating enzyme E2 J2. The record is from RefSeq and is a predicted model, not a curated record. Lineage: Eukaryota; Metazoa; Arthropoda; Insecta; Diptera; Tephritidae.
UAAAUAGAAAAAUUAACCAAAAAAAAUAUUGGAGUUUUAAUACUUAAGUAAUAGGAAAUUCCUCUUAAUGAAAUAUGCAACACACUUUAAGUAUCGCGUAGCCGAUCCGCACAAACGUAUGCGAAAAUUUUAUGAAAAGGAAUGACAGAAAAACUCGAUUUGAGUUGCUGGACUCUUUUUGCUCGUGUGAAUGCACAGAGUGACACCAAAAGAGAAUUUAGCGAUAACAAGGGUCAAAAGAGUCCAUAUGUAAACACAAUGUUUCCUUUGAGAAUACUACGCGAUACCGUAACAAGAAUGGUUGCGUAGGAACACAUAAAAACUUUGCUAAGGCUAUCGAUUAAAAUGUUUUCUCUUUCAAGUGACAGCUGACUGAUAAUCGGUUCAUAUAACAUCUAUACAACAAGUAUAAAACAAAGUGUUUCUAUUGGUUAACAUAUUAAAAUUGUUUUAAAGCUGUAAUCAUAGUAAAUUUAGCAGCAUAUCUUUGGGACGCAUCUUCCAAACAUAAAAAAUAGCCGUUAGUGGACCACUUAAAGCUUAGCAUUUGAACAAUAUUUGAUUUUACAUUACACACAAAGUUACGAAAAAUAGUCAUCCUAAUAACAGUAUAAUUUACUUAAAUAUAUAUUAUAAUUAAAAAAAAAAAUGGAGUGAAAAUAAAUAAUAUGUUAUAUAUAAAAACUUCUCAAUAAGAUUUAAUUUAAAAAUGUCAGCUACAACGAAAGCUCGAAAACAGCCUACUGCUAUAUCCCGCAUGAAGCAAGAUUAUAUGCGACUGAAACGUGAUCCCCUGCCAUAUAUAACAGCUGAACCACUGCCAAAUAAUAUACUUGAGUGGCAUUACGUAGUAAAAGGGCCCGCAAAUACGCCUUAUUAUGGUGGUUACUAUCAUGGUACUUUGGUUUUUCCUCGAGAAUUUCCUUUCAAACCGCCAUCAAUUUACAUGCUUACUCCAAACGGCCGCUUCAAAACAAACACAAGAUUAUGUCUAAGCAUAUCAGAUUUCCAUCCAGAUACUUGGAAUCCAACUUGGUGUGUUGGCACCAUACUCACUGGUCUAUUAAGUUUUAUGUUGGAGACAACACCAACACUUGGAUCCAUAGAGUCAACUCAAUACGAAAAGCAACAAUAUGCAAAGAAAUCACUGGCUUACAACCUAAAAAAUCAACACUUUCGCGACUUGUUUCCCGAAAUAGGUGAGGAAAUUAACAAACGAAUAGAAGAAGAACAAAAAUCUCUUACUAAGCCUACCACAAUGCCAAAAGGAUCAAGCAAAAGAGAUAACAGUAACGAUGAAAUACCCAAUGCUGAAAUUUGUGGUAUUGAAAGUAUUGUUGAUCAUGUACAAAAUAGAGGAAUUGGAGCAAACAGUACAGGGAACUCUUUAAUUAAUUGGCAAUCAAUUUAUUCAAAUUUAAUCAUUUUAAUAAGUUUUGCAAUAUUUGCCCUAAUGGUAAAUUAUGUGAUCAAGAAUAUAAAUCAAGAAUAGAAAUAUAAAAAAAGAUAUAUUGUUCUCCCUAUAAAUAGAUAAAUUAUAACACUGAAUUUCAUUCCUCUACAAUAUAAAACAUUAUUUGUAUAUAAAUAUUAUCGUAUGUAUAACUAAUAAUAUUGUAUCAUAAAAAUACAGCGCUAGUACAUAAAUUAA